AUGCAGUACCCUCAGCCUUGCUCUCUGAAUGCCACCGAUGGCACAAAGUUCUGCAAGAUUACAUUCAGCAGCGAGCGCGGCUACGUCGUCGAAUACGUUUCUCAACCGAACGCAAGCAUCUGCAGCAGUUGGCUGCUACUUCCGGGCGAGAACCUCUGGCCGGAAUGGCUGCGCGGCUGCUUGUAUCUCAUCGCCAUGGCGUAUAUCUUCGUCGGCAUUGCCAUCGUGUCUGACUUGUUUAUGGGCAGCAUUGAGGUGAUUACGAGCAAGAAAAGAAAGGUGACCGUCUUCGACCCCGAGAGACGAGUUGCAGAGGAGCAGGAAGUUUUGUUGUGGAACGAGACGGUCGCUAACCUCACACUGAUGGCUCUGGGUAGCUCUGCACCGGAGAUCCUACUUGCAAUCGGAGAGAGCGUGCAGAGACUGGGAGAGAGCGAGAGCGAGGCUGCAGCUCGUGAUACUCUCGGGACAUUCACGAUUGUCGGAUCUGCUGCUUUUAAUUUACUUGUUAUCACUCCAGUCUGUAUUGUCAGUGUGCCGUCCCCGCACCUCAAGAAGGUUAGUGAGUUUGGGGUGUUUCUUGUCACGACUGCUUGGUCUGUGUUUGCCUACACGUGGCUGCUGGUUGUGCUGGAAUUUAACACGCCGGGAGUCGUCGAGAUGUGGGAGGCUUGGCUCACACUUGCUUUCUUCCCACUGUUUGUGUUGAAUGCUUGGGCGCAGGACAACUCCUGGUGGAUACAUCGAUGCAAGAGGAAGACGAGUCCGACUCAUUGUGUUGUAGAGAUGGGUGCAGUGAAGGAGUCGAGAGUCAGAGUUGUGAAUCUCGAUGCUCGUCCAUCGACUGCGUUUCAUAUCGGUUCGAUUCGAAGGAAAUCGGACAGACAACAUACAAACAGAGAAGACAGUGAUGAUUUAUCAGAUGAUGAAAUAACAAAUCAGAGACGUUUUACACAUUGCAGAAGCCCUCGUAUAAGUUUCCUGAGUAAAGCCCCAUCAGUCAGCUCAGUAAGCACAACAACAUCCAAGACUGAACCUAAAUCAAGACCCUCACUGACAAGAGCGAGGUGCAAUGCCACAAUUUUUGAAUCAAUUUUAUUGAGGAUUUUAGUUCCAAUGUUGUUUCGUCAUGUUGCUUUGAUGUCGCUUAUGGGUAAAAGUGUCUGUGCUGGUAAACAGUUUGCACGUGCUGUCAACGCAGUGGCAACAAAAAGCCAAUUGGAGAAGAUAAGACGAACUGCAGCUGUGACACCAGCUCGAAAACGCAGUUGCAUUCAUCAAGGACUUCACUUCCCAACACAAACAUACUCAGUAUUAAGAAGUGCAAAGAGCAUCAAGUUGGACGUUGUUUAUGGCAACCAAUCAAACAGACACAGCAGAUCUAACUUUGAUGGAAAUGUUUCAAAUGGUGGCCCAAACCAAACAUUGCAUCCUCAUUCUUUGCCUGUAGCCAAUGAUCGAAUGGGCAGCAAUGGACUUUGGCCCACGUUUGAGAAGAAGGACACAAGAGUGUCUGUGAUGUCUGAGGCUGCCGCUGUGAUUGAUGAAUUGGAUCGCAUGCUUGCUCCAGUGUCAGUGCAAUAUGAGACAAGAGACGGUGCAGCCAAGCAAGGGAUUGCCUAUGAGAAAACAAAAGGAGUGUUGACAUUUGAAGAGGGUGACAUUCAGCACUCUAUCCACGUUCCUAUACUAAAGAGUGACAAAUACAACAGUGACGACGACUUCUAUGUUAUCCUCAAGAAUCCAACCAUCCCGGAUGCUCUCUCACACCCAGACGUCGCCCGAGUCAAAAUAAUAGAAGACAACGAACCCGGUAGUUUUGAAUUUGACUGUCUACGAUAUUAUGGUGACCUCCACAGCAACACAGUCACAGCAACAAUCAUACGAACUAAUGGAUGUGAUGGGACGGUGACUGUCCACUGUAACACAAUUGACGGUACUGCCACAGGUGGCAAGUGUCUAGAAUCGGGAAUUGAUUACGAACAAGUAGACGAGAUGAUCACAUUCAGGGAAGGAGAAACCAGCAAGCAAGUGACCGUCCGGAUUAAUGCAAACAAAAAUCUGGAGAAUAAGAAUUUUGUGUUGUACUUGGGGAGCGUUAGUCAAGGAGCUCAAAUUGGAAAACAAAGUGCUGCAGUGAUGAUACUAACACCCACAGCAGACAGCAGUGACUUAGUCAUCGGUGAUACAAAAGAAAGUCUGAAAUGGUACAAAUCAUGGGAGGCCCAAUUCCAAAUGGCAAUGACUAUAGGAGAAGACGUAGAUGAAGAUGGCAAGCUGAUGAAGCCAUCGAGACUCGACUAUUUCCUGCAUUACAUUUCCAUCUUCUGGAAGGUUCUGUUUGCAACGAUUCCACCGAGAGCUGUACUUGGUGGUUGGCUGGCGUUUUUCAUUUCUCUUGGUUAUAUUGGUGUAUGCACAAUACUUGUGGAGCAGAUUGCUUCACUGUUUGGUUGUGUUGUUGGCUUGAGGACAAGUGUAACUGGAAUUACAUUAGUAGCUCUUGGCACGAGCCUCCCAGAUACAUUCGCAAGCCGAGCAGCAGCCAUCCAAGAAAAGGAUGCAGAUGCAGCCAUUGGAAAUAUCACAGGAAGCAACAGUGUUAAUGUCUUCCUCGGUCUCGGCCUGCCGUGGGUCAUAUCUGCUUGCUACUACGAAGCCCGCAACGAAUCCUUCCACGUGUCACGCUACAACCUCCCUUUCUCUGUUAUCGUGUUCACCGCUUGUGCAGCCGUCUGUGUACUUCUUCUCAUCACACGACGUCAGGUACUCGGCGGCGAGCUAGGAGGGCGGACAUGGCAGAAAUGGUUGAGCAGUUGCAUGCUGCUUGCUCUCUGGUUUUUCUACGUGCUGAUCUCAUCUCUACGAGCCUAUGAGAUCAUACCAGGAAUCUGAAUGUAAUGUAUUGAACGGUACUGGAAUGAAGACUCGAUAUAUAAUAUAAAAUUCUAUUU
This is a messenger RNA of Corticium candelabrum, 2954 nucleotides long. RefSeq names its product sodium/calcium exchanger 3-like. Gene Ontology annotation, cellular component: axon; sarcolemma; postsynapse. NCBI's taxonomy places the organism in Eukaryota, Metazoa, Porifera, Homoscleromorpha, Homosclerophorida, Plakinidae. Bases 1 to 2895 code for a protein of 964 amino acids. Gene Ontology annotation, molecular function: calcium:sodium antiporter activity. The record is from RefSeq and is a predicted model, not a curated record. Gene Ontology annotation, biological process: calcium ion import across plasma membrane; sodium ion transmembrane transport; cell communication. The transcript is spliced from 19 exons.